GGAGUCAAAGUGUAACACGGGGCCAUCACAGCCGCUGCCAACCACCAAAACCAACAUGAAGACGGGCAAAUCCAUCGUCAGAAAGAUCCACGGGGCCAUUUCUAUACGCAACCGGUGGGCGCGGGAGGCGUUGGCGGAAUUAUUAGCCACGUUUGUCAUGAUGCUCUUUGGUUUAGGCGCCGUGGCCCAAGUGGUUCUGGGAAAGAAGCAGUUCGGACAGUAUCUGAGUAUUAACCUGUCCUUCGGCUUUGGGGUCACCAUGGGAAUCCACGUCGCCGGAGGGGUGUCUGGCGCUCACAUGAAUUGCGCGGUUUCCCUGACGAACUGUGUUCUGGGGCGGCUACCGUGGAGAAAGCUCCCCGUUUACGUGAUGGCGCAGAUGCUCGGGGCCUUCCUGGCGGCGGCCGUGGUGUUUUGUCUGUAUUACGAGGCUCUGAACAAUUAUACUGGAGGAAACUUCACAGUGAGCGGCCCCUUGGCCACCGCUAGCAUCUUCGCCACGUAUCCCGAGCCCUACCUGACCAUCGGCGGGGGCUUUCUUGACCAGGUGAUCGGCACCGGAGCGCUGCUGUUGUGUAUCUUGGCCAUCAAUGAUAAGAAGAACAGCCCUGCCUUGGACGGCACCCAUGCCCUGCUGGUUGGACUCCUCGUCACGGUCAUCGGGAUGUCCAUGGGAAUGAAUUCGGGAUACGCCAUUAAUCCGGCCAGAGACCUCGGCCCUCGCGUCUUCACCGCCAUGGCUGGCUGGGGAAUGGAGGUUUUCAGGGCUGGCAAUUACUGGUGUUGGGUCCCCAUAGUUGCUCCUUUGGUUGGUGGUCUGACCGGCGCGUUUCUCUACCAGCUGUUGGUUGCUUUGCACCACCAGCCCAAAGAGGAGGACAAGAAGAUGCAUGAGAUGGAGAAAGGGAACUUGGAGAACAUGGCUUCCGAAUACAUGUGACUCUCAGAAGAGCAUGGAUGAUCCUAAGACUGAUGUUGCCCACGGGGGUAUCGAUGAGGGUCAUCGUGCAUCACAAAGACUUCUCGGAGCUUUUGUUAGACAAAUAGAUAUAAUACCAGUAUAAGUUUACUAUAAUCCCAUUACAAUCCAUCUCCUGUGAUCCCCAUUCAUUUGGCUAGAACCUCAUGUCCAGACCAUCUGAAAGGGGUCAAGGCUCGUCAUACGGACA
This is a messenger RNA of Spea bombifrons (plains spadefoot toad), 1169 nucleotides long. Its product is annotated as aquaporin-7-like. The transcript has 6 exons. Gene Ontology annotation, cellular component: plasma membrane; basolateral plasma membrane. The record is from RefSeq and is a predicted model, not a curated record. Gene Ontology annotation, molecular function: water channel activity; urea transmembrane transporter activity; glycerol channel activity. The coding region runs from base 56 to 940 and encodes 294 amino acids. Lineage: Eukaryota; Metazoa; Chordata; Amphibia; Anura; Pelobatidae. Gene Ontology annotation, biological process: glycerol transmembrane transport; water transport.